This is a messenger RNA of Oreochromis niloticus (Nile tilapia), 3411 nucleotides long. RefSeq lists its product as uncharacterized. Gene Ontology annotation, cellular component: SCF ubiquitin ligase complex. The record is from RefSeq and is a predicted model, not a curated record. Gene Ontology annotation, biological process: SCF-dependent proteasomal ubiquitin-dependent protein catabolic process. The coding region runs from base 261 to 3131 and encodes 956 amino acids. Lineage: Eukaryota; Metazoa; Chordata; Actinopteri; Cichliformes; Cichlidae. The transcript has 15 exons. Gene Ontology annotation, molecular function: protein binding.
AGCUUUACUGCAGCCUGAGCUUCAUGUGUUUUAGAUGCUACUUGUGAUUUCUAUGGCUGGAACUAUCAAAAUACAAGCCAGGAAAGAGUUCUGGAUUGGAAACCUGUCCAGGAUGUAUCCUUCCUCUGCCCCAUGAAGCUGGCAUAGACUCCCACCUAGCUGCUGCCCUCAACUAGAUAGGUAGAAGGAAAUGGAUGAAAUCCAGAUUUGACAUUCAUGGUUGAAACUGUUGUCAGUAUGUAUGACGGAGGUCAGAAAAGAUGCACAACAAGAACAUAUUAAGGUGUACACAGGAAGGCCAAAUACUAAAGCAUGCAAUAAUGGAUGAAACUGGAGAAGAGACAUCUUUUCAAAUGCCAGAUCUAACUACUACAACAAAAUGUGCCGUGUCUGAACUCCUGGAGGAUGUUGGGAAUUGUAGGCAGGGUGUCAACCAGGAGCUGAGCCUUCAUCUUCUCAGUGACUCUCUCUUUAGCGAGCAGCAGAAGCUCAGGCAUGUGUUGGACUGGGCUAACAGAUAUCUCUGCAGUGGUUCAGUGAUUUGCCAUGAACUCUGUAGAACUGACAGUUUGAUAAACGAUAUGAAAAACAAAGGAACCAAGAAAAUCUCACCCAAACAUUCAUCUGGACCUAAAUAUCAUCAUCCAGUUUCCUUUGAUGCCGGUGCUCGUGAGGUAUAUGGGGGAGGAUCAAGUAUGAAAACAACUUGUCAAUCCAGAUCUUUAAAUGAUCUAACCAGCUCCUGUAGAUAUACGUUUUCAUAUGACCUCCACAGUCCUGUCUCUUUCCCCCCAGGAACAGAGGAAGAAAAUUGGCCUGAUACUGAAACUGAAAAUAUAAAACGUACAGAGCAACAACAUGCCACCAAUAAACACAUUUCUAGCCAAGACUACUGCAGAACAAACAAAUUUCACAUGACUAAUCAAAGGGACCACACAUUCACAUCUGAUGCUGCAACACACUUGAUCAAAGAGUCCACAUCAUCUGGGAGCAAUGCGAUUUGUAAAAACAGCACAGCAUACAGUGAAGUGAAUAUCUUAAAACCGCUACAUGAAAGCAACAAUUUCAGUGGCAUGACUUCUAAAAGAGCUGGAGCUAAAAGAGAGGUGUCAGAAAGUCAAAAGGUACUGAGAAAAAAGGACAAGCGGAUGGAAGAAAAUGAGAAGGAGAAAAUACAAGACAACAGGAUUGAAGGAAAUUAUAGAAAAGAACAGGAAUCCAGCUCAGAUCACACAUAUAGUCAAAUAAGCCUCGCUGAGCCAGAGAUGAUACCUGAGCAGACGGCAAAAACAGCUAAUUCCCAUUUUAUCCAUCCCUUGAAAUUGUCAUUACAUUUGAGUGUGUAUGAGCAGUACCAGCUAUGUGUGGCUCAGCUAAAUCACCUCAGAAUAAGCCAGCAUUUCAAGCCUGAGUCACCUGAGGAAAAGGGGACGACAUCUGGAGAAAUGGGCAAUUAUGUUAAAGCUCCAGCUUGUCCGGGGUCGUGCUUUGAACUGAACUCUCACAUCACAAAUCCUGAGAUUAAAAAACAGGUUAACAACACAGGAAGCAAAGGAGCCACCGCAGCAGAAAGCGCAGAGGAGAGGAGCUCACAUGGCACCAAUAAAACUCCUAGCGAAUAUAGAAAUGCUAAAUCUUGCAGCAAUUUGACUGUGAAGCAAACACCUGCAGAUACUACAGCUCUUAUGAAGGAAACUGCAGAAGAGAGAGCCUCGAAUGAUGAGAACAAGCCAGGUGAUGUGUACUGUGUGGAGAAGGAUGCUGCUCUUGUUUCUAACCCAGGUUUGCUUCAAAACAGGAUUAGACAUCAUCCAGACAGUACAGAUCAUCAGAGGAUUCUCAAAGAUCCAACAAAGAGAGCUGGAGAUAGAGAUCGCUGGAUCCUCACUGAUAAUUCACUGGGAGAAAGAUUUCCAAGACAUCAACAAGCAAUCAAGUAUACAAAGAAACUGAAUUUGAUCCCUCAACCUGUACAGAAACACACUCUUCAUCAUGAUGACUCUGGACUUACAACAUACUCUGCCACGGAUGUCAGUAUGGACAAUACCUUUGAAUACCAGUCAGCAGGCGUCCCUGUAAGAGACCGCUGGCUGUGUUUGCCUGAUGAGGUGUGGCUGUCCAUCCUGUCUCUGUUGCCUCAUAGGGAUUUAUCCAGAGUGGUGCAGGUCUGCCACCGCCUGCAUGCACUGGCAUCUGAUCACUCACUGUGGAAAAAUCUAAGGCUUGAAAACUCAGCUUUAACUGACCAGUGGUUGCUGUGUGUGGGCAGACGUUGUCCUCGAAGUUUGUUUCUGUAUAGCUGCAGUGGCCUCUCUGUCUCCUCCUGUGGGCUGCAGAUGUUUUUCUCACUGUGUAGGAAUUCGCUUAAGGAACUCAAGGUCACAAGUUGUACUGGUCCUGGUCUCCAUGGUGAUCAAAUGUUGUCGGUGAUUAGUCAGCUCUGUGAUCACGUGACUAGUGUGGAUGUAAGCUGGAGUGGAGCAACAGACACAGGAGUGAAGGCUCUGACGGAUUACAGAAAAGGACUCAAAUCUGUUGUCCUGAAUGGCUGUCAUAUUACUGAUGCCCCUCUGAAAGAACUUGUCAUGAAACACAAAGACAGCCUGUGCAGGUUGGAGGUGUUUGGCUGUCAGUUCCUCACUCCAUCCUGGCUACAGACAGUAUAUGAGAUGAUUCCCGGCCUUCAGCAUCUAAACAUCGGACGAGUGCCAAAAAUCACCGUAAACAGCCUCACUGAGUUCACAGCACGGCUCAAAAGCCUCAUUUCACUGAAUCUCACAGGACUACAGGUCACUCAUGCCAUAGUUGAUACUUUGCUCCAGAACUGCGUUGAACUUCAGAGUCUGUCCUUCAGUUCCUGUCCUGGAGUCACUGACCUGACACUGCAUAGCAUCAGCAAAUAUUCACCUUGUAUCAGAGCUGUUGAUGUGAGUGGCUGUAAAGCAGUAACAGAUGCAGGUGUUCAGUCUUUGGCUCUGGGCUGCACAAGACUUCAGCAGCUGGAUCUCAGCUCCACCAGCACCGGAAACAGAGGGCUGAAGGUGCUUCAUCUCUAUGGCUGUGCACAUCUACCCACUGAACACGAGAUCAAAGAAGUGAACAGCACCGUUAAUGUUUCCCCUUUGUCCUGACCCUGACAGUUAUAUCUCCACGACAUAUUUAUUGAACAUAUCAAAGAGGGAAAUGUUGAUUUAGCCAAGUAUGUAGCAUUAUUAGUUUUAAUUCUUCCAUGCUAUUACAUGAGCAACAGGCUGAAUGAGGUCUACCAUGGUCUGGGGGACUAUUUUCAAGGAUGACUAAAAAGCAUUUAAUAUAUGUGCUUGACUGCAUGUGUUUAAAGAUUGUUAUCAGAUGUGCAAAAAUCUGAAGAGUGUAUCGUCUAAGCAUUAAAUAUUUUCUGUCAUUAUAUAA